Molecule: messenger RNA, 7182 nt
Organism: Closterium sp. NIES-65
Lineage: Eukaryota; Viridiplantae; Streptophyta; Zygnematophyceae; Desmidiales; Closteriaceae
Source: the annotation of a GenBank genome assembly
AUGCCGCGAUGUAUCGCGGUGCUGCUCGACAAUGCCAGCUCCCAUAUGCUGCGGGACGAGUGCGCGUGGAGCGAAAUCGUCUGCGGCAUGCGGACCACCCGCCUCAGCAACGUGCGCCUCAUCUUCCUGCCGCCGAACACAACCGCCUUCACGCAGCCGCUCGACCAGGGGAUAAUCGCGACCGCGAAGGCCCGCUAUCGCCAGCACUGGCUGCGUGCCUUCACGGCGCUGUGGAACGACGACGGCGCAACAAGCGCCGUGGCCCGCUAUCGCCCCAAUCUGCGCGAUGUGCUGGGGUGGCUCUCAGACGCCUGGAUGAGUGUCGGUGCGCGCACCAUCCAGAGGUGCUUUUGGCGCACGGGCUGCAUGCCUCUGUCGUGGUCCCUGGAGCUCACCCAUGUGUAUGAUGAUGAGCCGACCCCACAUGCGUACCCCGACAUUGAGCUCGACGACGACAUCGACGACGUCGGCGACCUCCUUGGCGGACUCGGCCUCGGCACCGGCGCGAUGACCGCCGCCGAGUACGUCGCCAUCGACGAGGGCGAGCCGACGUGCGCGGAGGCGGCAGCGGGCGCGACACCGGAUGAUGCGGACGUGGGCCUGGUGGCGGAGCUAUGGAGGGCGCCUACCAAGAUGCAGGCCGUGUAUGACGAAUCCAACCCAAUCGGCCGUGAAGCGCGGCGCACGGCACGGGCGGCCAGCGAGAUGCUCAUCGGCUACGCUCGCGCCGUGAGCGUGACGCCGCGCGACCUUUGCCACCUGUUCGACAUUCGUAAUCCGAUUAUCAGGGAGCGCAUGGAGCGGGCAAGCCCCGCGCUCAAUCUCAACACGGCCCCGCCGCCGCGGCUUUCGCCGACCGUAACUCCGCCGCCUGACACCCCGCGUCCGAGGGGCCGAGUGCUGCCUGGCUGGAUGACCCAGCCGUCCCGCCGUCAGCAGCUUCUGGACGCCGGGGUUGGCGUCGCGAUGGGCGGGUACGUGGAGGCGGCAGAGUGGAUGCAUCUCUGCUUCUCGCCUCUCGUCGUAGCAGUAGUAGCGAUGGCGGAGGCGGUCGCAGUUAUGCGCGCGAAGAAGAAGGCGGCGGCGAAUGGCGAAAGGGAAGCGCCGGUGCUAACGCGGUCGGAGAGUUUGUUGGACGAGAAGUUCGACGCGUAUGAGGCGGCCAACUACCGCAUGUGGGCUCGAUCCAAAUCCGAAGCCUUUUCCAGGCGCAAGCCGUCGGGGUCUCGCAGCCGCAAGAAGCACGACUUGGAUUUCCUCGAUAGCCACGGUUUCGCGCCGCAGAAUGCGGAGCUCAUGACACGUGUCGAAGCAUCAUCUUUCAAUCCGUCCGAGGGAGACGAGGGAGACGACGACGAUGAUGGGAGAUUUGGGGGGGAUUGCGCGGAGAGCGGAGCGGAGGAAGGGAGAGCUGGCGGAGAGGGUUUGGGGACUGAGGGAGCGCAGGGCAGCAGCGGCAACAGCAGCCAUAAGGGCGCGGCGGUCGACGAGAGGGGGCUGCGCGGCUUCCUGCGGCAGUGCCGCCCGCGGGCCUGGCGGGCAAGUAGCACGCGCUCCGACGAGAGCUGCGCGGAUGGCGCGGAGGGCGCCGGGGGCGGAGAGGGGAAAGCGGCCGCGGCGGGGGCUUUUUGGAAGCGCAGCAUGACGGCGGAUAGCAUGGGGGGGGCCAGCCUGGCGCGGUCGACGAGCGAUGCGCUGCAGGACGCGGAGAUGGACGAGAUGGACAAAGAGGUGCUGCAAGAGGCGUUCGUGCGCGUGGUGGGGCUGCAGCAGCGCGUGCAGCACUACCGCGACCUGGGCGGGUUCGUGGUGCUCAUGGCGCUCUUCAUCACCAUCCUCUACCUCCAGGCCGACUCCUCCCGCAGCUACGAAAUCACCGCUGCGCACGCAGUGCUCUUCCCCCCCGUACGGUCCCCCUCUCCUCCCCGGCGUGCUCUUCCCCACCGUCUUUCUAACUCGCAUUCAUUCCAGCGCAAAGACAAUCUUGCGCGCAUUCAUUCUAGCAUGCCUGCGUUCGGCAUGAGCCAGGAUUCCGCCAACACAUUUGCUGGGCUUGAUGACUUUUACAAUUGGCUCAACACCAGCAUCGUGCAGGUGCGCCCCCCUCCCUCCCUCUCCACUCCAUCUCGCAUCUUCGUUCUUGCCGCACCUGCGGCGUGUUGCCUCCUCCUGCUCCCCAAGCCUGCUCUUCACUCUCCAUGCAGCACCACAGCUCUCCCUUGCACGCAUCAAAGCACAUACACUCAUCCUCCCGUCCGUCUGCUCCUCUCCUCACUGUCCCUCCCUCUCCUCUCCCCGCCGCCCCUGCAGAGUCUGUGGGCGGACCCCACAUGUGGAGACGGCUCGUGCGACCGCCCCUUCCAGUUCCCCGCGUUUGGCCGCUUUGGUUGUGAGGCGGACUGCGGCACGUUCCCCAACCUCACCACCGUAGUUGUCAGAUUCUCCUCCCACCUCGACACACAGCAGGCCGUCGACGGCUCUUCCUGGAACCUCUGCAUGGUUGACCCCGUCUCCCUCUGCUGGUACGAGUCAUUUCAGCCAUUUCCACGCGGCGAGGCAGAGGUGUCAGUGGCGUUGGACAUUCCGGACGGCGACUGGGUGGUGGUGCUCAACGCUCCUGCAGGGGGCAUCCGCGGUAAUGUGCACGCGCCCCCUCCAGGCACACAGCGCCUCGCCGUCGUCGGUGCGGCCUCCACUAUCGAGCUCGCCGCCUGGGGGUCCUGCGCGCUCGAAGAUGACGUGGACGCAGCCAAUCAGACGCAGCCAGGUGGCGGCGUUGCUGGUGCUGCGCCUGACAUCUGUCGCGAUACGUGUGCAAGGCUGGUGGCCUGCCUGCCAGCAACCUGUGGGCGAGCAUUCACGGAGAGGGAGGUGGCAGGGGCGUUCGUGGACUGUGCGCGCAUGUGCAUCGUCGCACCCUCCUCCAUCACCACCUUUGCCAGCUCUCCCUGCCCCAUGGUGCGCUCCCUGCCCCAUGGUGCGCUCCCUGCCCCAUGGUGCGCUCCCUGCCCCAUGCUGCGCUCCCUGCCCCAUGCUGCGCUCCCUGCCCCAUGGUGGGCUCCCUGCCCCAUGGUGCGCCCCCUGCCCCAUGGUGUGCUCCCUGCCCCAUGUGUGUUCCUCUCACCGAUCAUAAAUGUGUUUCCACGUGAUCUCUCCGUGCCUCUCCCUGCUCUGCUGACACUGCGGUUUUUGACUGCUUGCUCUCACUCUGCCCUCGCACCACCGUUUGCCCCUGCAAUCACCUCGCUUCACAUAUUUGCACUGCCACCCUGCCUUUUCGAACCUCUCCUUCCCAACCGCUCUCCUUCUCUCUCCUUCUCUCAGGCGCUCUACCGCUUCCACCACUCUCACAGCUAUGAGCGCUGGCCUGUCUCAACUGCCACUGGGCCCCCUGAUGCCUCCUCCCCGCCCGCUGCUGCUGGAGUGCACGCUCUUGCUGCCCCUGCUGCCUCCUCUUCUGCUGCGUCCGCCUCUGACCAGCAGCGACUGACAGUGCUGCAGGUGGCGGUGUCGCGAGCCCUCUUCACCAUGGCCAAGGACCGCUGCCUGGCCGGCCACGGACCCGGAUCAAAGCGAUCACACACACUGGGAGGGCCGGGCAGCGUGCGCUGGCAUGUGGUGGCCACCCUGUGCACCAUUCUGGGGGGCCCUGUGACGACCAUGGAUGAGUGCCGCAUGUAUGGUGCGGACGGGAAGCAGGUGAUGACGCUGGCGGACAUGUAUGCAUACCUCAAGUACCGGCAUACCGGGCAUGUCAUCUCGGCGCAGCACAUGGUGCGGUGGGUGCAGACGGUGGCGGCGGCUGUGAGCUCGGUGACGCCCGUGCCGGAUGUGGCAGCGGCGCGACUGAACGCGCUCAUGCACUCCUUCAAUGAUGCCAUCAUUUCGUCCAACGCUGUCGGCUGCUCGCAAGGUGGAGCGUGGCUGCAGUGGCGGGUGGGUGUGAAGCACAACACGACCAUCCAUGUGGGCGACAAGGUCACGUGGUUGUGGGAUGACGACCUCCCACACUCCCUCAAAGUGGCGGGGAUGGGGGAGGUGGACGACCCGCUGUUUCUGGGCUUCGGAGGCCACCGAUUGGCCGUGUCGCGCAAGCUGGCGUGCACUCCCCUGAACGUGGGCAAUGGGGACGCCUUUGACGAGCCCAUGCCAUGCGUGCUCAAAAUUGACGACGGGGCCCCCGGCUCGUUCGCGUACAGCAAGGUGUUUGAGGAGCCAAUCACGAUCCACUACGAGGACGGCACGCUCUCUGUCGACGACUCCUCUUCCUCCUCCUCGCCUGCCACCUCUGCCGCGUCGCUUCUCACUGUGCUGCCUGCACGAGCAGGAGCUGAGGUUGCUGGUGGUGUGAAUGCCACGGACAGCACCACUCUCUCGAGCACUGCACGUUUCACUUCAACCAACACCUCCAUCGCUGGCACCACCAACACCACCACUGCGGCAACCUACGAGUGCUCGCCGGGGUGCCGGCUGCAGCGGCUGGCGAACGGGGUGUGCGAUGCGGCGUGCAACACGCCCGCGUGCGCCUUUGACGGUGGCGACUGCGCGUGUGUCGACCCGCUCUUUGGCCCCGGCAUCUGCCCCUGCCCGCCCGGCCACACCCGCCGCGACGACGGCUCCUGCUGUCUAUCCACGGCGGUGGGCGCCAAUCUCAACUUCCCCUUCUCACUGCAGCGCUACGGCCCCAACUACACAGAGAGCAACUUUGCUUUUGCUGCCGAGAGGGGUUUUGCUGCCACCCGCUUCGUCUCACACCGCAACCGUCUGCUGAUUGGCUUGGUGCUGCAGCAGGAUCGCUGGGGCACGCAACAGUGCAACGGAUCGGGCCUGCUGCACCUGGCGGGGUGGUGCAGCAACGGCACAUCCAGAGAGCCAUUUGGGGUGAACCCGCACUUCCUGCCCACGUCGGCCAUCUACGACAGCGCUGCCAGCGCCAACAUGAGCCAGCUCGACAACAACACCCUCAAUCCGCAGAACCUCCCCUACGGAUUCAUCUACCCCGUGGACUCCCUCACGGUCUACCCGCUGGUGUUUGACAUCAAUCUUGACUACGAGGCGGCCAUGCGUCGCCUGCACUACCUGGUGGAUGGAAGCUAUAUUGACAAUGGCACUCACACUGUCGACGUCAGCUUCAUCAGUUUCAACGGCGAGACGCUCACGUUUGUGCUCACAACUGUUAGUUGCAUAGUCACAACGGGCGGCAGCAUGGCAGUAUCGAUCAAGUCACAGCCGGCAGCCAUGGCGAUGUACGAUGCAUCGGCGGACAACAUCGCACGGCUGGUGCUGGAGAUGGUGUAUCUGGUGGGGCUGCUCUGGAAUGUGUGUGGCGAGCUGCAGGAGAUGGCCGACCGCGCCGCGAUUCACGGCUCUGUGCUCAGCUAUUUCAGCCUCGUGUGGAACUGGGUCGACAUGCUCUCUCUCACACUGCAAGUGACCGCAGUUGUUAUCUGGGUGGUGCUGUGGCGGUACGUGGAAGCAUUUGACAUGCAGCCACGAUACGACAUCUACUACACGCUGCUCGAGAUGCCGCGCUACUGGGCCGUGCCCAACCCGCCCAUGGGCUUCAUCAGCGCCACUCAGGCCUUCGCUGAUCUGCGCAACAUCAUCAACCUCCGUGGCAUCUACUUUUCCCUCCAGGGCAUCAAUCUCUUUUUCAUGAUGAUUCGCCUACUCAAGGUGAUGGACUUCCAGCCUUACCUUGGAGUCAUCACUCGCUCCCUCGCCCUCGCCACGCCCUCCCUGAUGCACUUCUUCCUGCUCUCCUUUACGGUCUUCUUCUGCUUCAGCAUGUACGCCUACCUUGUCUUCGGAGGAGCACUUGAGAUGUUCUCCACGGUCCUGGAGUCUAUGUUCUCGUGCUUCCUGCUGCUUCUCAAUGACAACGGCUCCGCCUACUUUUUUCAACGAAUGGAGUCGUGGGACCUCAUAGCUGCGAUGCUCUUCUUCUUCAUGUUCAUUGUCUUCAUGGUCUUCAUCCUCCUCAACUUCCUCAUCGCCAUCAUCGUCGAUGCCUUCAUGAGCGUCAAGGACAGCAACCUUGUCGCCACCUCUAUAGUCACUGACCUCGCUCACAUCUUCAAGUACAAGUGGAACUGCUGGCGCGGCCGCUACUUGCCGUAUCCGCUCAUUCUUGACCGCCUUGUGGAGUUGGGCGCUAAGGACACACGAGUAGACGAGCAAUCCCUCUUGCAGUCGGAUCGGGGGAUGCGUCGCAUGCAGUCAAUGAAGCGCCGCACGCGAGCCAUCUUCUCCUGCAGCUGUGGCGGCGGAUGCAAGCCCUCGCACCUCGGUUGCGCCGAGAACCACCCCACCUUCCCGCCCGCCAGCCAGACUGGCAAGCGGCUGCAGCACGUGCUGACAGUGAGGGAGAAGCGCAUCGACGUCAUCUCACUCUCCAUGAUCCUGCAGCGCUGCCAGGACAGGGAGCGAGUGGGGCCGUACAAGGCUGAGUCACCGUACAAGUGUUUUGCAAGGGCAGCCUCAAGAGAGUGUGCGGACGACGAGCAGUUGGAUCAGCUGUCGCAGGCGGUGGUGCUGCAGUGCGGCGAGGUGGUGAAGCAGGCCGCUCUGCCCGUCAAGAAGAGUGCAAAGAAGCUCAGCCUCGCUCACCUCAAGGAGGAUCUGGCGCGCAGCGAGGCGAAGGUGGAGGAGCUGAGUGCCAUGAUGACGGACAUGCACGCACUCAUGCUCGACCUCCUCGCCCGCACGCCCCCGCUAGGCAACACUGCCCACUCUCCGGGUACCCCCGGGGGGCUGCCAGCAUUGUCAAGCAUGCCACGUGCCUUCACGGAGCCCCCGCAUCGUCUCAUGUCCCUCACAGACUCCCCGCCGCCACUGGAGCAAGCAGGCAGUAGGAGAGAGGUGCCUAGAAGGUUCAGCGAGAGUGGGGCAGGUGGGGGACCAGUCGAGGGAGAGAAAAGAGUGGGGGGCACAAGAGAUGGUUGGAGCCCUGCGGGAGGGAACUCGAGCAGAACCCCCGUGCGUUUUGAGUCGGCUCAAAACUCACCUGGGGGGGCAGCUGAGGGAGGGAGACGAGCGGGUGACACUAGAGAUGGGUUGAGUAUAGCAGGAGGGGGCUUGAGCAGAACCCCGGUGCAGGCGUCACAGCGGGCGUUGGGCAGGCGAGUGUCGUGGCAAGAUGACAGAGGGGCAAAAAGGGACAGGACAGAGGGGUGGCAGUAA